AUGGCGAACUCGGGAUCGGGAGAGCUGGUCCAAGUACAGCUCGAAGAGUACUCCCUGCAGCAAGCUCCACUAUAUAAAGCCUUGUCAUACACUUGGGGCACGAACGAAAGGCCCGAGCAGAUCACCAUUGGAAAUGACUCCCACCUCAGUGUCACCGGGAACCUACUUGCAUUUCUCGUGUAUCUUUGUACGAAAAAAUCAGUGUUUUUCUGGAUUGAUGCAAUCUGCAUCAACCAAGAUGACAUUCAAGAGCGAGGCUCGCAAGUAAGGCUAAUGAAGCAGAUCUACCAGCAGGCAAAAGAAGUUGUCGUGUGGCUGAAUCAACCAUCCUUUACGACGUUUGCCGAGAGUAUCGCCUGGAACAUAGUCAAGAACAAUAAAGAUCGGCGGCUCGCCAAGCUCCCUCUGUGGUCACUGAAGAUGUUCCACCACCCGUGGCCCAUGCGAGUGUGGGUACUUCAAGAGGUUGUCUACGCCCAAAACAUCACCAUAGUGUCCCAGCGCGAUGAUAAUAGAGUAGGAUACAUCACAUGGGAUGAAGCUCUGGAUUUUGGCGCUGAGUACCUAGACCGAUACAAACAUGACAACCGCAACACCCCUGUGGAUGAAGACAUUGAGCUGUCAAUAGCCAUGAUGAUUGCCAUGAAUGACUGGAGAGGUAAAGCUGAAAGUGACAUCUUCAACCUGACUCUUUCCGAGCUCUUGUCGAAUACGAGAUUCUGCGGCGCUAGUGAUCCCAAAGACAAGGUCUUUGCCCUUUUAGCCCUCGCGUCGGACGUGGAUCUCGAUAUUUUCCAAAUCGACUAUGGAAUGUCGUGGAGGAAUCUGUCCGUAUGUCUCGCUCGACAUACAAUUUCGCAAAGCAAUACGCUCGAUAUCCUACGUUGGAAAGGACUUUCUAGGCCUACUCCGCAAGUAGAUGUUUUGCCGUCUUGGGUACCAGACCUAUCCAGUCCGGCAUUACUAGCACCCAUAUAUCCUUAUGAUUGGCCGAACCGAGCUAAGCUGAGUUUCGAAGACAGUCCCGAUGUCACCCUCAUAUGUGACGAGACCUCUCUCGUUGUAAAGUACUUGACGAUUCAUGAUGUACUUACCAUUGCACCAGCUCGCAUGACAGCUGAUCAUAUAGAAAGAUACCAAGACAUGCUGGCCGUCCUACAACAAUGGUACCAAAUCGCGAGAGAACAUCCCAGCUUUGUGGACGAUCAGAAGAAAAGGAUCGAUUCAUUUUGUGGUACCUUGAAGAUGACUUUCGGCUCGCAGGGAGAUGAAGAAGACAUAGAAAAGGUCUACAGCGCUGGGUUAGGAUGGCAGUGGCACUUCAGGAAGCUCAUGGGGGAGGAUGUUAGCUAUUCCGAGCCAGACGACCCUGACGAACUUGAGUACGAUCUUGAUGAUGCAAGAAUCCUCUCGCCAGAGAACCCACAUCUUUAUACGCCUUGGGCUCGUGAAGUGAUGUUUGGAGAACUCGAUCACCUCCAGGGACGCUCCUUUGGGUUCACCUCCGAUGGGCAGAUGACGCUUCUGCCACCAGGCGCCCGAGAAGACGACCACAUAUGCCUCUUGUAUGGACUCCAGCUUCCCUUCGUUCUACGAAAAAGCAUAAAUGGGUACUUUCAAGUCAUCGGUACAUACUACGUUCAUCACCAUGUCGACUGGGACAAGUUUGAAGCUCGGCAGACUUGGGAACAACUACAGUCGAUUACGCUUCGGUGA
Letharia columbiana is the source of this 1716-nucleotide messenger RNA. RefSeq lists its product as uncharacterized. Lineage: Eukaryota; Fungi; Ascomycota; Lecanoromycetes; Lecanorales; Parmeliaceae. The coding region runs from base 1 to 1716 and encodes 571 amino acids. The record is from RefSeq and is a predicted model, not a curated record. The transcript has a single exon.